CUCCGUGCCCUCGGCCCGGCCAUGUCCGGCCGCAGCCCGGGCGUUCCCCGGCGCUUCCAGGAGCUGACCGUGUGCCGCGGCUACGGGCCGCCCCCGGCUCACCCCCGCUUCAGGACCGCCAACCAGAGCUACGGCAGCCGGGCCCCCACCGUGCACGAGCUGCCGAGCUCCUUCCACACCAUGCCUCACAAGUUUUCGGACCAGCUGGGCAAGAGCGGCAUGUACAGGAACGGCAGCCUGAACACGGCUCUGGAGAAGAGCCACUGCACGGGCUCGGACACCUUCAUCACCGCCUACGAGCACCUGGAUUUCCACCCCAGCUACAACCCCAGCGGCCCCUCGCACUGCAGGGACCAGCCACCCUAGCCAGGCUGUGUGCCCACGGCCAGCACCCCUCACACCACGCAGGGAGUGCUGCCAGCAGUCCUGCAUCAAAGUUUCAUGUGCUUAAGUGUUAGGUAGCUCGUGUGAAGCCUUUUGCCUGAUUUAUUUAGAAUGUAAAUUCUGUAUUUAUCUCCUCUCUCACUAAUGACCCUUUACACUCUUGCCUCAUGUAGCAUGUUUCAUUAAAAAUUAAGAUUUGAA
Molecule: messenger RNA, 585 nt
Organism: Oenanthe melanoleuca
Lineage: Eukaryota; Metazoa; Chordata; Aves; Passeriformes; Muscicapidae
Gene: PIERCE1
Product: piercer of microtubule wall 1
Exons: 3
Coding region: 22-366 (114 amino acids)
Biological process (GO): axoneme assembly
Cellular component (GO): axonemal microtubule
Source: RefSeq, a predicted model, not a curated record